AGGGUGUGGAGAACAGGGCUUCCCGUCCGCUCAGCCGUACUUAAGCCACACGCCGGCCGGUUAGUAGUUGGGUGGGUGACCACCAGCGAAUCCCGGCUGUUGUAUGUUUUUCUUUUUUACCAAUGUUUUAUUUAUUUUUUUUUUUUUACUUGUGGUGGAAGUAUAAGGAACCGAAAUGUAGAGCACCUAUCUAUGCUUUAUGUACUUCAAAGAUUAUUGGCAUAUUACGAUAGUCAGUAA
This is a messenger RNA of Aspergillus steynii IBT 23096, 240 nucleotides long. The record is from RefSeq and is a predicted model, not a curated record. NCBI's taxonomy places the organism in Eukaryota, Fungi, Ascomycota, Eurotiomycetes, Eurotiales, Aspergillaceae.